UCCAACUGUGUAGCUGAGGAGGCGUGUUGUGAAACGCAGUAGUGCUUUUAUUAGGUGUUGUAUGUAAAAAUGCAUUGUUAAACAUGCCUAUGAAAGGAAAGUACCCCAUUAGAAGGACAUUAGAUUACCUUCAGAAAGGGGAUAUUGUGUUUAAGAACACAGUGAAGAUUAUGACAGUCAAUUACAACACACAUGGGGAACUGAGCGACGGGACAAGAAAGUUUGUCUUUUUCAAUAUUCCUCAGAUCCAGUAUAAAAACCCCUGGGUUCAGGUUAUGAUGUUUAAGAACCUGACUCCAUCAUCUUUUUUAAAGUUUUACCUAGAUGAUGGUGAUCAGGUUUUGGUGGAUGCAGAAGGCAAGGACCACAAAGAUAUAUCUCAGCAUGUGAAAAAGAUUCUUGGAAAAAGCGAAGAGGUUCUACACGCGGAGGAGCUGGCCCGAAUGGUGCACUCAAACCCGGCCAACUUCGGUCCGAAGAAGUACUGUCUGAGAGAAUGUAUGUGUGAAGUGGAAGACCAGGUCCCCUGUCCCGGCCUCAUUCCCUUACCGAACGAGAUGAGAGGCAAAUACAAAGCACAGAUGAAAGGCAUCGAGGUCUGAUCAGAUGGCUUGGACUCUUGUAAAUACCUUACCACCUCUUGCUUCACCUUUUUGUUAUUUUUUUAUUUAUUUUUGUAAGAAAAUUGUUAUGUUGUUUGAUUUUGGUGGAUAUUGCAACCUGUUUUCAAGUUCAUAAAAUAUGGCCUGUUAUAAAACAAAAUGGGGCAGGUUUAGUUAAUGUUCAUUAUAUCUGAUGGGAGAAUGGUUCAGAAUCCUCCUUUCCAAAUCACUGAACAGUUUAGAUUGGCAGAGCUGCAGCCUUUUCACUUUUGUCCCGACAUAUCUGCCACUCUUAAAUUCAGAUCUCCCCACAGCACCACAAAUGUUUAAUACAUAAAACUAAAAUAUGUCUGUUUUUUCUUAAGUAAAUCAGUCCUAUUGAGUAAAUUGUUAGUUAUGCCUGGUAUAAACAGAAAACACACACAAAUAAUCAAUCUGUGAGUAAAUAAAAACACAAACUACUUAGGGCCCAUUUUAGAGUCAUUGUGUAUUCAAUCUGAAACAAAAACACAUUGGAAAUGUGUCAAAAGUGCUCAGCCAUUUAAAGUAGAGAUAUCAAAAACACAAGCCAAGUUUCAAGAAACCAUUGGGGCAAUCUUUUCCAACAGUAAGCAAAUAGGCACAAGUGUAAAACCGAUGGGGACCAAGGUUGCCCCAACUGUUUCUACUAACUUUGCUUAGAAGACUUGGGAGAGGCUACACAAGCGACAACGCUCUGAGAAGGAUUGUUAUUAUUUUGUAUUAUGAAUGUUGUUUUAAUAGUGUUUAUUAUUAGGAUUAGGGAUGGACAUUUCGAAUAGUUUCCUAUUUUUGUGUAUUCGACUUCCCGAACUCUGGUUCCUUGAGCUCCCAAGAGCAAAAGGCAAAUGCGUGUGUGCAACUCAAGCAGGCAGCAUACAGGCCUAACUGCGAUGUCUACCAGCGCCAGGCCAUGGUGUAGAAUCCUGUACUAGCAGAAUAAACGAACGGUGUGGAUUGCUACUGGCAUGUAUUUAACAUAUCUCUCUAUAUACACAUAUGUACAGUAUAUUAAGGAUGUGCACAUUUUCGGUUUUUAUGAAUAUUACCCAUAAUCAUAAUGAAGAGAUGGCAACAGCUACGAUUCGGCCGUAGCAGCCACCAUUUUUGAGAUUGUGCUACAGGCGCCAGGUUGAGGUAUGAAUGACACAACGAUUUUUAAUAAAUACGUAAAUGAUGGACUCCC
Molecule: messenger RNA, 1806 nt
Organism: Polyodon spathula (Mississippi paddlefish)
Lineage: Eukaryota; Metazoa; Chordata; Actinopteri; Acipenseriformes; Polyodontidae
Product: 28S ribosomal protein S25, mitochondrial-like
Exons: 4
Coding region: 84-602 (172 amino acids)
Cellular component (GO): mitochondrion
Molecular function (GO): structural constituent of ribosome
Source: RefSeq, a predicted model, not a curated record